Antechinus flavipes (yellow-footed antechinus) is the source of this 892-nucleotide messenger RNA. RefSeq names its product glutathione S-transferase P-like. The record is from RefSeq and is a predicted model, not a curated record. Gene Ontology annotation, cellular component: cytosol. NCBI's taxonomy places the organism in Eukaryota, Metazoa, Chordata, Mammalia, Dasyuromorphia, Dasyuridae. Gene Ontology annotation, molecular function: glutathione transferase activity. Bases 213 to 845 code for a protein of 210 amino acids. The transcript has 7 exons. Gene Ontology annotation, biological process: glutathione metabolic process.
CCGCCCCCCCUUCUCCGGGCCCAGCCCCUGCCCUUGCCCCUCGGUGCCAGAGCCUCAGUGACUCAGCACAUUUUGGGGGCCCGGGGCAGGGGCGGAGCGGGGAGGGGGUGUCAGGGGCGGGCCGGGGGCGGAGCCUGGAUUUAUUAAGCUCCGGGCCGCGCGGGAUUCAGCUUCCGGUUAGCGCUGGUGCUUGUGGUCUCGUGUCUCUGGAGAUGCCUCCCUACACCAUCACCUACUUCCCUGUCCGAGGGCGAUGCGAGGCCAUGAGGAUGCUCCUGGCGGACCAGGGCCAGACCUGGAAGGAAGAAGUAGUGACCAAAGAUAUGUGGAUGAAGGGGGACCUCAAGGCCACUUGUCUCUAUGGCCAGCUCCCCAAGUUCGCCGACGGAGACUUCAUCCUUUACCAGAGCAACGCCAUCCUGAGACACCUGGGGCGCCAGCUCGGGCUCUAUGGGAAGGACAACCGGGAAGCCACGCUCUUGGAUAUCGCCAAUGAUGGGGUAGAGGAUCUUCGGCUCAAGUAUGGUCGCCUCAUCUACCAGAAUUAUGAUAACGGCAAGGACGAUUAUGUGAAGGACCUGCCCAACCAGCUGAAGCCUUUUGAGAACCUGCUGAGCCAGAACCAAGGAGGCAAAGCCUUUAUUGUGGGAGACCAGAUCUCUUUUGUGGAUUACAACCUGCUGGACCUGCUGCUGAACCACCAGAUCCUGGCCCCCGGCUGCCUGGACGCCUUCCCCUUGCUGUCCGCCUAUGUAGCCCGGCUCUCCUCCCGACCCAAGCUCAAGGCCUUCCUGAGCUCCCCCCAGCACACUGAUCUCCCCAUCAAUGGCAAUGGCAAACAGUGAGGGCUCCCCCAGACCCUCGUCUUGGAAUAAAGGCUUUCUAGCAAACA